Molecule: messenger RNA, 567 nt
Organism: Hibiscus syriacus
Lineage: Eukaryota; Viridiplantae; Streptophyta; Magnoliopsida; Malvales; Malvaceae
Product: basic proline-rich protein-like
Exons: 1
Coding region: 1-567 (188 amino acids)
Source: RefSeq, a predicted model, not a curated record
AUGACUAAACUACCCAUCUUGCUAACCACAACAAAUUCUAACGGCACAAAAUUAUCGCCGCCGCCACGGCGUCGGAUACUAGCUGAAAGAUCCUUUGGUGCCCCAAGGGAGGUUCAUUCGGGGUCAAACUAUACGUCACCGCCGACGGAUGUUCUGGAGAUUCAGGGGACUACCGAAGUGGACCCUUCCGAUACCCCAUUAGAAUUCACCGCCGGCGACCCUCCACCACUCGGACGUCCUACACCUGACACUGGCCCUGAUUUUCCGAAGCCACCAUUGGGACCUCCUCCAACUGAUCCUGAAGUAGUUCCUGUCCCACCAUCAUCACCACCGAGUCGGGAGGCGCCACCUGAAAUGGAUCCUCCUUCAAAGCCUCCGGAUUAUGUGCCGCCACCAUCUGUACCGCCAGAACUUCCCACGCCAGGAAUCCCUCCGUCACCGUCUGAACCGCCGGUACUUCCAACGCCGGGAAUCCCACCGCCACCAUCGGUACCGCCAGAAAUUCCAACACCCGGAUUCCCUCCUGAUAUUCCACCGCCUCCUAAAGGUCCAUCAUUUGUUUUCUAG